This is a messenger RNA of Scaptodrosophila lebanonensis, 2567 nucleotides long. It is a transcript of the gene CycB3, whose product is annotated as G2/mitotic-specific cyclin-B3. The transcript has a single exon. Gene Ontology annotation, molecular function: cyclin-dependent protein serine/threonine kinase regulator activity. NCBI's taxonomy places the organism in Eukaryota, Metazoa, Arthropoda, Insecta, Diptera, Drosophilidae. The record is from RefSeq and is a predicted model, not a curated record. Bases 283 to 1974 code for a protein of 563 amino acids. Gene Ontology annotation, cellular component: centrosome; cytoplasm; nucleus. Gene Ontology annotation, biological process: regulation of cyclin-dependent protein serine/threonine kinase activity; mitotic cell cycle phase transition.
GCGGCCGAGCGCCAUCAAUCGCUGGUGAAAAGUGAGUUUGUGCCACUAUUUGGCUUUCAUAUAUUUAAAAAAAAAACAACAACAUCUACAGAAAAUGAGACUAGUUUAAUUCGAACACAAACUAAACUGUGCAAAUAAAAGAAAGAACGCGUUUAAGUUUAUUUGUGACCAAGGCAAAGUACCAAAACAACAACAACCGAAUAAAGCCGCAAACGCUCAAGCAGCAGGACAACGCGACGGUCGCAACAACAACAACAACAGCACACACAAACGCAUUUCAAAAUGGCGCCAACGAAAGGCAAUUCUCGCACUGCUGUGACGGCGCAGGCCACGAUGAACGCACUGCUGCCAGCGGCGGCUGCGGCCUCGCGUCGCAAUCUGGCGCGUCGGGCUAAUAACAAUAAAGACGCCAAUGCCGAGAAUAUGCAAGCUCGGGCGAAACGCAAGGCGGACAACAGCCCCAUCAAGAAUGAGAAGAUCAAGCGCUCGGCGCUGGGGAACCUCACAAACAAUGUUAAGAUCAUGACGCUGCAUUCUGGCGAGGAGGAUGCCAAGCAGCAGCUGCCCAAGAAGCCGACGGCACAGCAGUUGCAGGCCCUGCUGGAUGCAAAGAAUUUGGACAAUCUAAACACAAUUGCACCCACCGUGGUUGCACCCAACAAAAUAAUGACGCGCGCCUCGUUCAAGACUGAGGAUUCUAUGGAGAACUGUCACAAGAUACUGGACAAGUUGGAGGAGGGGCUUGCGCGUCAAAAACGCAAGGUGCCACAAAAGAAGAAGCCCGUAGUGGGCGAUAUGUUGGCCGAACCGGCUCCUUUGGUUGUGCCUUCGCUAUCGCUGCCGCUUCCUGCGAUUCCGGCGAUCCCAGCGCUGCCCAAAAUGCCAGCGCCACUGCAGCCAGCAGCCAACAAGCCGGCGCGUCGCAUUUCCAAUGACUUCAACAAGACUGAGGAGAGUCUCUACAUGUCCGCUCUGGAGGACAUCUCCAAUGAAUCGGUACGCCUCUCGGGCAACUUUGAGGCAGCGCGUCGUCGCUCUGCCGCAGCGGUGCAGGCGCAGUUCCUGGUGACACCAAAUGCUGUGGUGCGUUCCGUGCCCGCCGGAGUUGAGGACUUUGAUCGUCAGAACUGGGACGAUCCCUUCCAGGUGUCGCACUAUGCCAUGGACAUUUUCAACUAUCUGAAAACGCGUGAGCCAGAGUUCCCCAUUGUGGACUACAUGCCCAAGCAGGUGCAUCUGACCACCUGGAUGCGCACGCUGCUCGUCGACUGGAUGGUGGAGGUGCAGGAGACGUUCGAGCUCAACCAUGAGACGCUCUAUCUGGCGGUCAAAAUAGUCGAUCUCUAUCUGUGUCGCAAGGUUAUCAACAAGGAGCGACUGCAGCUGCUGGGAGCGGCCGCCUUCUUCAUCGCCUGCAAGUACGACGAGCGCCAGCCGCCGCUCAUCGAUGACUUUUUGUACAUCUGCGACGGCGCCUACAAUCACAACGAGCUGGUCAAGAUGGAGAUGGAGACGUUGCGCGUGAUAAACUUUGAUCUGGGCAUACCUCUCUCGUAUCGCUUCCUGCGGCGCUACGCUCGCUGCGCCAAGGUACAGAUGCCCACAUUGACUCUGGCGCGCUACAUCCUCGAACUGUCGCUGAUGGACUAUGCGACCGUUGGCUUCAGUGACUCGCAAAUGGCAGCGGCCACUCUAUACAUGGCAUUGCGCAUGCAUGGCGGCGUCAACGAGCUGGACAACAAGACAUGGACGCCCACGCUCGUCUACUACACGGGCUACGAGCUGGCCGAUUUUGCCGAACUGGUGCCGGUGCUGAACGCGGGUCUGCAUCGGAAGUCGCGGACCACCAUCAAGACGAUACGCAACAAGUAUUCGCACAAGAUAUUCCAUGAGGUGGCCAAAGUGCCGCUGCUGAGCAACAAGGAGCUGUUCCAGAGCAAUCUCGACCUGAAUGCAAGCAACGCCGCCACAUGAGAGCUGACCACCCCCGCACCAGCACCAGCAACAGGAGCAACCCAACCCCGGUCGGGAGACCUCUCGUCGCUUAGCCAAAUUAAAUUGAUCACAAGCAAGAAAAAUUGUUACGCUUCACUACGCGCUUAAGAGUAGGCAUAAGUCGCUUUUAACUCAAAUCGAACUAACAACAAUCCAACCGACCCAUCAUCAUCAUCAACAUCAAGAAUCUGUUUCCCCAUCCCGAUGAUUAAGGAUUAAUGACCGAUCGAUCGGUUUACUAUAACGAAACUAAACUAAUCAAGCUCGUGCGCAUUUAUAUAUAUUUUUUGUAAUGUUCAUCAUGGUUUAUUUUGUUUCGUCUAUUUGCCGAUUUAUGACAUUCAUAUUAUAUUUAAUUUUUAAUAUUCUUGCAUAAAAAUUCAAUGUUAAGUUCAUUUUGUUUUUAAACAUGUUUUCUGUUCCACCUUCCCCAUCCCUGCCUUCCCUCCCCUAACACCUGCGCCUUCACACAAGCCACAUUCGAAUAACUAUACAAGUAGUAAUGCACAUCCAAAAGAACUAUACGAACAUAUUUAUAAGGAAUCGCAUUUAAUAAACUUUUUACAUAUAUA